AUGUUUCUGAGCACAAAUCAUUUGUUUGUUUUAUUCACCACUGGCUCAAUGAUGCUUCUUCUACCCGAAGUCUGGACAUCGAGCGUGUGCUUGGACGGGUGGAGACUGAUCGAUGGUCUGCCAGGCAGGUGCUUCCUUUUCCCCGAUGGCUACAAAUCAAUUAACUACUGGCUGAACGAGGAUACUUACCGCUACUGUAUUAAACUGAACCCGAUGUAUUAUUCCUCAAUGUUCGAGCCAAGCAAUCCGGAGGAACUGUACACAAUGUGGAACUAUUUGAACCAAUUUGUGGACUGCUAUCAGCCUCCCAACUGCUACUUCUGGACUAAUUUCGCCUACGACGGACAACCUGACAUUCCUGGGAGCUGCUGGGUCAGCCUCACAACCAUUUUGCCAUUGCCACCCGGUCCCUGGUGGUAUCCCGGGCAGCCGGGGGACUUCUGGCCGAACCGGUUCUGCACAAUGUCUAAGUCAACUACUAACAAUCUGUUUGCGGUGGAGCAGAAAGAUAUGGCCAUGAUUAUUUGCCAGUACAUCAUUGAUCCCUAUGGUUAUCCAGCGAUGAAUAGAACAGUCACUUGA
Symsagittifera roscoffensis is the source of this 582-nucleotide messenger RNA. RefSeq lists its product as uncharacterized. The record is from RefSeq and is a predicted model, not a curated record. NCBI's taxonomy places the organism in Eukaryota, Metazoa, Xenacoelomorpha, Acoela, Convolutidae. The transcript is spliced from 3 exons. The coding region runs from base 1 to 582 and encodes 193 amino acids.